AGGAACAGCGAAACAGAAAUGGAAAGUGACGAAAAGAAGGAUCAGGUGAAAGAACCGGCACCGUUCCCCUACAUGCGGGGUUCGGACCCAAGGGUGGCUACUUGCCGUGGUAAGCUGCAGAGCAAACGAUGCAAGCUAAACCAGGAAAUCAACAAAGAGCUACGGCUGCGGGCAGGUGCCGAAAACCUUUACAAGGCCACCACCAACAAGAAGCUCAAGGACACGGUAGCAUUAGAGCUGAGCUUCGUCAACUCUAACCUGCAGCUGCUAAAGGAACAACUGUCCGAGCUGAACUCCUCCGUCGAGAUCUAUCAGAGUGAAGGUCUCGACUACGUUAUACCGAUGAUACCGCUUGGGCUGAAGGAAACGAAGGAGGUCAACUUUAUGGAACCGUUCUCGGACUUUAUCCUGGAGCACUACAGCGAACCGUCACACAUCUACGAGGAUGCGAUUGCCGAUAUUACCGACACGAGACAGGCCGCAAAAACGCCCACCCGUGAUGCGCAAGGUGUAUCGCUACUGUUUCGCUACUACAACCUGCUGUACUACGUGGAGCGACGCUUCUUCCCGCCGGAUCGUAGCCUGGGCGUGUACUUCGAAUGGUACGAUUCACUGACAGGUGUACCUUCGUGCCAGCGGACGGUCGCGUUUGAGAAGGCCUGCAUAUUGUUCAAUCUGGCCGCGAUCUACACGCAGAUCGGGGCCAGACAGGAUCGAUCGUCGGAGAAGGGUUUGGAUGCGGCGGUAGACAAUUUUCUGCGCGCUGCCGGUGUAUUCCGCCAUAUUUUCGAUACGUUCACGAACGCACCUUCGAUGGACUUGAAGCCACAGGUGUUGGAGGUGCUAGUGGCACUUAUGCUCGCUCAAGCACGUGAGUGUCUGUUUGAGAAAUUACUACUACAGGUGGAAAAUCUUCCUGCCGGUAGAGACUGUGUGCAGAAUCAUCGUGAUCUUUCCGGCGAAGCGACGCAACUAGCUCUCGAGUAUAGAGAGAUUCAUCAGAUAAUACAUAGCAAUGAUGCACAUACGUAUCUUCCAGAAUGUUGGGCAGGAUUGGUUCCGCUCAAGUCCGAAUACUAUAAAGCACUGGCCCACUAUCACGCUGCAAAGACGAAAGUCACAUCCAACAACUCAAACGACGAAAGUUCACUGAUCAGCAACACCGACAGCAGCAAUCGCUGCAAGCAACAACAGCAGCAACAACGUUACGGCCGAGGACUCGAACCGAAGGACACAUUCAUCUUCGACGAAACAUCCUUCGAAUCCGAUCUCGACCCAACCGCGUUCCGGCGGGCGCACCUGCGUGAAUCACUUUCUAGUCACGAGGAGGCACAACGGCUCCAGCGUAUGUGCCGCGAGCUGAAGAACAAGAUUGCCCUCUCAAAGGUGCUAAAUUACGCCCACGAGCGUACCAGCGAGGAACUGGAAGAGCUCGAGCUCGACCGUACCUGCACCGUCAGCUCGAACCUGUCGUCCGCGCUGGACGAAACCGACCUGGACGUGCUGGACGUAACGCUGAACGCAACGUCCAAGUUUACGAUCUCGCUAACCGGGCCCGACUUUACGAUGCACAAAAUAGAGGACCCGUUCCGGAAGUUGGGUCCGAUUGCGAUCUUCUCCGCCCGGCGCCACUGGACGGCUCCGCGCAGUGUGCGGCUGCAGAAGGGUGGUACAUCGUUUAUGCUUGGAGGUGGUACGCUUGACCGUCGACAGCCGUACCGGGAUGGGGCUAGUGUGGGGAAUAGUAGCAGUAGCCGAAGCAGCAGCAAUCAGCAGCAGCAUAACCAAUCGAGCCGGUGCUGUGGCGAGUGUGCCAACAAGACAAACUACUACAACGAUAGCCGGGCGUGUGAGGUUUGUCUGAAGGAUGUGUGCAACGUGUCGGAGCGAGAGUUCCGGGAGUUGAAGUUACAGGACGGUGGUGAGCAGCAGACGGUCGGAAGCGAGGGCGAGGAUGGUAGGGAUAUUAGCAGCUUCGGGUUUAAUGUACGGGGUGAUGCACCUGUUAUGAUAUCGACGGUGGAAAUUAAUUCCCUAGCAGAUCUGGGUGGCAUUAAGGAAGGUGACUUCAUCGUGGAGCUGUGCGGUGUCGACGUCAAGUGGUACACACUCCAGCAGGUACUGAAGCUCAUUCGCAACUGUGAAAACAGUCUCGAACUGAAGGUCAUUACACCGAUGGAUCGGAACUAUCUAAAGCCAAUGGCGAUGAGUCACAGCAGCAAGGGUUCCAUCUCGACACUGUCCGGCAGCUCGUCCGGCAUCUCGUCCGGUGCACCGUCCCCGACCGGUACCACCACCAAAUCGAUCAAGACACGCUCCAAGCUGGGCAAAACGCGCCUCAGCAGCUUCACCUCGGGCAACUGGAACCCGUUCCGGCGCACGCAAAGCUUGGGCAAGAUAUUCUAAUCACGUUUGCACUUUGUUUUGCUAACAA
This is a messenger RNA of Anopheles maculipalpis, 2434 nucleotides long. It is a transcript of the gene Rhp, whose product is annotated as rhophilin-2. The coding region runs from base 19 to 2406 and encodes 795 amino acids. The transcript is spliced from 10 exons. Gene Ontology annotation, molecular function: protein binding. NCBI's taxonomy places the organism in Eukaryota, Metazoa, Arthropoda, Insecta, Diptera, Culicidae. The record is from RefSeq and is a predicted model, not a curated record. Gene Ontology annotation, biological process: negative regulation of stress fiber assembly; signal transduction.